UAUGAAACAUAUCCAUCGACUUUGACUGCUUUUCCUGAUACUCUCCUUGGUACAAUGUUUCAGGAACGUAAUAGAUCAAUGCUUCAUCCUAGGAAUGGUAACGAAUACUUUAUUGAUAGAAAUGGCUAUGCAUUUCGAUAUAUUCUUGAAUUUUAUCGUAAUGGUAAAAUAUUAUGGAGUGAACGAUCAGAUAAAAACACCGUUUCUGUCACCAGAGAAGAAUUAGAUCAAGAAAUUGAUUAUUUUCAAAUACCUAUUAAAGAUGUUUCAUUGACUUCAGGUGAAAAAACUGUAGCUGCUAAAGUUGAUGCAUUU
This is a messenger RNA of Racocetra persica, 315 nucleotides long. Lineage: Eukaryota; Fungi; Glomeromycota; Glomeromycetes; Diversisporales; Gigasporaceae. The record is from the annotation of a GenBank genome assembly.